CGAGCCACCGCCUCUCGCCCCGUCCCGGCCGCGGGCGCAGGAGCAGCGCGACAGCACUGCCAGCGGGGGCGAUGGACGCCGAGGCGGCGGGGGAUGAGCAGUCUCGCCUGCGCGCGCUCUUCCUGGCCUGCGACGCCAACGGCUCGGGCCGCAUCGAGCGCGAGGACUUCGCGGCGCUCUGCGCCGAGCUGCGAGUGCGGCCGGCCGAGGCCGAGGCCAUCUUCCAGCGCCUCGACAGCGACAGCGACGGGGCCAUCACCUUCAGGGAGUUCGCCCGCGGCUUCCGCGGCGCCACGCGGCGGCGGUCCAGCGGCGGCCCUGGAGAGCAGGAGCCGGUGGAGGAGGGCGAGGAGGCGGCCGCGACGUGGAGCACCGCGGGGUUGGAGCAGCCCUGGAGAGACUUCGAGGUGCGGCUGGGGGACGAGGCCAGGUACAUCCCCAGACAGGAGCAAGUCAGUGUUCUGUAUCAGAACAUACACAUAGUGGAACCAAGAUUAAUCCAGCCAUAUGAGCAUGUCAUUAAGAACUUCAUCCGAGAGAUCAAACUCCAAAGCACAGAGAUGGAAACCUUGGCCAUUGCUGUAAAAAGAGCUCAGGAUAAAGCAGCAGUUCAGCUCAGUGAGCUGGAAGAAGAGAUGGAACAACGGAUACAGGCUGCUGAGCAAAAAGUUAAAAAGGAAGAAAAACGAAAAGCUGAAGAAGCACUAAAUGAGCUGAAGCGCCAGUAUGAUACUGAAGUUGGGGAUCUUCAGGUGACUAUAAAAAAACUUAAAAAGGUUGAGGAGCAAUCCAAAAACAUAAAUAGCAGGGAAGAUGUGAUUGAACUGAAAAAGAGAAUACAUGAUAUGUUGUUGGAAAAUCAGAAACUUAAGAAAGACCUCUUAGAAGCACAAACAAAUAUCGCUUUUCUCCAGAGUGAGUUAGAUAGCUUAAAAAGUGAAUAUGCAGAUCAGACUUUAAACACAGAAAGAGACCUAGAAAUGAUUCGGGAGUAUACUGAAGACAGAGAUAAUCUGGAAAGACAAAUUGAAAUACUUCAAUCAGCUAAUAGAAAACUACAUGACAGCAAUGAUGGUUUAAGAACUGCACUUGAAAACAGUUUCAGCAAGUUCAACAGAUCAUUGCGGUUAGCAAAUACCUCACCGGGAAGUACUAUUUCUAGAAGCAGUCCCAAAUGUAGUGGUGGACAGUCUCCUCUGAACCCGCGUUAUGACAGGUCAUCUCCAUCUUGUAUGGAUGAAGAUUAUGAUUCUUUAGCCCUUUGUGACCCAAUGCAAAGAAUAAACUGUGAAGUUGACAGCUUACCUGAGAGCUGUUUUGACAGUGGUUUGUCCACCCUGAGAGAUUCAAACGAGUAUGAUUCAGAGGUGGAAUACAGGCAUCAAAGAAUUUCUCAAAGACCACAGUGUAUGCAAGAAAACUAUGGCGGUGAUGCUUCUGAUACAGAUGUUCCUGAGAUCAGGGAUGAAGAAGCGUACAGUCCUGAUAACAGCAGUACAAUAUUAGACUGGAAAUCCUCAAGACCAGUAAGUCGAAGCAGCUCAGUUGCUUCAACAAGGAAAUACAUAUCUGCUCUGACUCCUCAGUCAGAUGCAACAGAAUGUACUCCAAAAUAUCCAAGUUCAGAGAAGGCUUAUAAGAUUGUUCUUGCUGGAGAUGCAGCAGUGGGAAAAUCUAGUUUCCUUAUGAGACUUUGCAAGAAUGAAUUUAGAGGCAAUACCAGUGCAACCCUUGGUGUCGAUUUUCAAAUGAAAAGGUUAAUUGUUGAUGGAGAACCUACAGUGCUACAAUUAUGGGACACAGCUGGGCAGGAGAGAUUCCGAAGUAUUGCUAAAUCGUACUUCAGAAGAGCAGAUGGUGUCUUACUCUUAUAUGAUGUAACAUGUGAAAAAAGCUUUCUUAAUGUGCGAGAAUGGGUUGAUAUGAUUGGGGAUGCAACUCAUGAGAAUAUUCCAAUUAUGAUGGUAGGAAACAAAGCAGAUCUUCGCCAAGCAGUUACAGAACAAGGGCAAAAAUGUGUACCUAUAAGCUAUGGAGAAAAGCUGGCUAUGACUUACAAUGCUCUAUUCUGUGAAACAAGUGCUAAAGAUGGAUCUAAUAUUGUAGAAGCAGUUCUUCAUCUUGCUCGUGAAGUGAGAAAACGAAGUGAUAAUCAAGAUGAUACGAGGUCGGUAACUAACCUGGCUGGGACGCCUGUCAAAAAAUCAGCACUUAUGAAAAACUGCUGCAAUGUUUAAGUCACAGACACUUUUCCUGGCAUAAGAAGUUUGUAUAUUAAAAAAAAGAAAAGAAAAGAAAAGAAAAGAAAAGAAAAGAAAAGAAAAGAAAAGAAAAGAAAAGAAAAGAAAAGAAAAGAAAAGAAAAGAAAAGAAAAAUGAAGGAUUUCUAUUAUGUAUUCUUUUUACUAUGUUUUUAUACAUUUGUGUAUUUAGGAGAUGGUCAUCAUGGAAAAAAUCCAGACACUACUUUCUACUAAUUCAUCUUUAUAUACUUGCUUUGACCCUUAGUCUCUGUUUUCACUCUUCUUAAGCAACAAAAUUCAAUGAAGUGAGCUCAGAAUCAAUUCUACAGUAGUCAGUGCAUGUAACACUGUAAUAUAUUUUAUCUCCUUCACCUGGUAUCUUUUUGGGUUUCAUUUUGGGCUCCAUUUCUUACAGAAUAUGGUAGGACAGUAUCAUAUAUCGCUCAUAGGAACAGAAAAAAAGUUCUGCCAAGAAUAUGAAUUAAUUUAAUUUUUUUUGCUCAUAUUUGUGUACCCAGUUUGUGUACCCAGGUCUUGACUUACACAUUCAUGAAAAAUUUCCCAAGAAAACCCAAAGCCAUUAAAAUAUCACCCACUUACAGGUAAAUCAAGUUGUGGACGAAAAGUGGAAUGGUUUAUUAGGAGAAGACAGUGGCAGAUAAGUAGGCUACUGGUGUAAUUUUAUCGCAGUAAGUUAGGAUUUAUUUAAAUUGAAGAGUUGAGAUUUGAUUGGGAACUAAAAAGUAGACUUUAUUUCUAGUCCUACACAGCUCAAUAGCAAAAGGAACAUUUGCAUGGACCAUUACAGUUCCAAAUUCUAAAGAGACCUGUAAUACCUGUGAUAAGCAGGAUGAGAUUAAAUGAUGUUUCAGUACUCUUCUGUUUGUUUAAACUAGAUCAUUGACAGUGUAAUAGAGAGAUUUGGAUUGUAAUUUUCCUGUGUUUUUCAAAAGCUUUUUAUUAGACAUUAGUUGAGUGAUUGUAAUGGUACAGAAGAGUCUGUUCUAAUGUAAAUUCUUUAUGCAUUUUUCAGGUUUUAGGUGAAAUAAUUAUUGCACACGCACAAGCAUCUGUAUGAACCGUUCAUUGAAAGGAACUGCUGGAGUGAAUGGCAGCCAACUAUGAUAAUGAGAAUAUUGUUGCCUGACUGUAAGAAAUUUCCAAGAUACGCAGCAGUAAAUGGUAUUUUUAAGUGCAGGUGUUUCUAAGAUCUGAGUUAUUAUUGCUUGUCUUAGUUCCCAAAAUUAAUGUAGUAGAAAUUGUAGAUAUUUCUGUCAUCAUCAGUCACAGAAUUGUAGACUCGUGGAAUGGCUUGGAUCGAAGGGGACCUUCUGCCCUAGGCAGGGUUGUCACCCACACCAGAUCAGGCUUCUCAGGGUCCCAUCCAACCUGAUCUUGGAUACUUCCAGGCGUGGGGCAUCCAGACCUACUCAGGGCAAUGUGUUCCAAUGUCUCACCACUCUCUUAGUAAAACAUUUCCCCCUAACAAUGAAUUUGAAUCUCCCAUUAUUUAUUUUAAAAAUAAACCACUAUGUAAAAAUACAAAUCCGUUUCCCCUUUUUGAUACCAUCUGCUGCUCCCAAGAACAGUUUGGCUGUGGUAACUAUCAGUAGCUGAAUAGAUCAUAUAAUUUCAGUCACUGUAGGCUACUGAAAGAUCACUGUCUACCUUCUUAUCUUCAGCAGCGUAAUUCAUUGCAGAGCGCCCCUGACAAAUGUGGCUUUCAGAUAUUUGACGUUAUCAGUGUGUGUGCAUGUGCAGUAAUUCCUUUCACAGCCAAGGUUCUUUUCAUGCAGAAUGGUGUGUGAAGGGUUGAUACCCUUUGGUAUCAACCCAGGUUGAAGGGCGUGAGUUCAGAGACUUACUUUUUCUCUCUCCUGGAUUGGGCCCUAGGUAUUUUGGAUACUUUUUCUCAUUUAUUUUAAUGAGCAAAAUAUAUCUUGUGUUCUUUGGCUAAGCUAUGUAAAAUGAAUCGCUUUGUAAGCUACGUAAUUUUAAUGUGUGUCGUACAAAGCAACAGUGUUUUAUUUUUAAAUAAGAUUCAGGGUUGAAAACUGAUAACAAAGUUUUACCUUGGAGUAGUUUUAUGAUCAAUGUACAAUUGAUUACUGGAAAAAGCACUACUGAAUGGGGAUAUAGCUAUAGCUCAGUUUGAACUGUUUUUAAAAACACUGUGAUGAUCAGCUCCAUCAAGUCUGAAUAUUCACCUACUGUCAGGUAGAAGGGAUUUGUGUUAAAGUGAAAGAAUUUGGAAUAAAAAUAUUUAUUUCAAUGUAGAAACAGAAGCAUGUAUUUAUACAUGGAAAUAACAAAUAUUUAAGGUUUUCUGUCGUUCUGCUUUAAAAAGUUACCUUGCCUUCUAUCUGAAAUGUAAAGUGACAAAUAUCAGCUUUAUGCUUGGAUACAGUUGCACUAUUGUACUUUAAAUGUUUUUAUUGUUUUACACAGUACUUGAGAACUAUUCAUUUAACAAUACAAAGCUAUUUUUUUAGUUAGUGGAUGUAUUCCCUUAAUACAUAUAUUUAUUCAGAAAGGAGAGGCUUUUCAUGUCUCCUCACAAUCUGUAAAUAUUUUUUUUUUCAGUUGAUAUGGAAGUAUUAUUUUGUCCUAUAUUGUUUUUGACCUUUUCUAAUUGUGGCAGAGUGCACAUUUCUGAGGCAGGAAUUUCUGUUAAGACACUCUGGAAAUGUUGGGAUCAAAGGAGUGUUCUAACUGCCUUGUGACUUACGUUAGUGCCUUAAUGCUGCACGUUUGGUUAAUUAUUCUUAAAUAUGUAAUUAUGGCCUAACAUCAAUUGAAGGUUUCAGUGUAUCUAUUUUUGUACUGACUGCAAAAUCCUCUUCUGUUUUAGGAAAAAUAAGUAACAGUUUUGUAUCUGUACGUCUGUUAAAAUGUGUUCCAUGGAAAAUACAGGCCGCUCCUUCAAGGAGCUUCAUGCAGACGUGCACUGCUGCAGAUGCACAGUUCAGCUAAUAGAGCCUGUGCCAGAGCAGGCGGAAUAAAGACUUCAGUGAAAGAUCCUGAUUCAUAAACAAAAGGGAGUUAGUUCCUCAUAUAAUUUUCAUAGACUUUACAGUCUUUAUUAUUAUAGGAAGAAUCUUCCAAGAUGUUUCUUACCAUAGUAAGUAAAGAAAAAAAAAUAAAAAUAAAAAUCCAAUAGCUCAUCUUCAGAUAUCCUUUACCACUGUUUUUUUCCAAAUUUGAUGUAGCGUGAUGCUGUCCCUCUGAUCAUGUUCAGGCUUCUUAUGGUUGAAGAAACUUUUUUACAGCACUAAAGCCUGUAGUAUUUUUCUUCUGCUAUCAGUAUCUGGCCAAAUCCUUGCUUACUCACCUCCCUAGGACUGGUAACGUUGUUAUUGAUCAUUGUCUGUUUGUUUUUUUUUUUUUUUUUUUCUCCCACAUUUCCUAUUUUGUGAGAAAACCUUCCCUGUGGUUAAAAAUAAUUUGUCUCGGAUGUAUCCAGAAAGCAGGUGAAAAUGCAUUAUAUUGUUUGUAAAAUGGAGUCAAUUUCCUACUGUUUCUGCCCUUUGAAUUAGAUCUAUAAGGGAGUGUAUAUCAAAUGAAUCGUAUUAAUCAAGUGGCUGAGUAGCCAAUAAACACAAGCUGCUGAGGUUACUGCAGUGAAGUGUUUAAAACAGCAGUGUAUUUUCUUACUAGUAUGGGGAAGAAAUUCAGUGCCAAUUGCACGUGCCAGCUUUUAAUAAAGCAAAUAUGUGUAAUGAAGGCUCUAAAUUGUUAAAACUUUAAAAACUUUAUAUUGUUUACAAUCAGAACUGUGAUGUGCAUCCACUGUAAUUUUGUAUAUUUUUCAAAAGAGCUGCAUUCUCCUGUAUUGAAAAUUACUGUACAAUAAAAUAUACUUCAAUAGCUUA
This is a messenger RNA of Tympanuchus pallidicinctus (lesser prairie-chicken), 6114 nucleotides long. It is a transcript of the gene RASEF, whose product is annotated as RAS and EF-hand domain containing. Bases 72 to 2237 code for a protein of 721 amino acids. The record is from RefSeq and is a predicted model, not a curated record. Gene Ontology annotation, molecular function: GTPase activity; calcium ion binding; GTP binding. The transcript has 17 exons. Lineage: Eukaryota; Metazoa; Chordata; Aves; Galliformes; Phasianidae.